AAAACUUCAAACCCUAUCCAUUCUGAUUUUUGCAGACGUUUUCAGCUUUCUCAUUUCCCGCAGAAGAUGCGCCGCCGCAGCCACUUCCUUUACCUACGCAACUCCGCAUCGCCACCGCCGGCGCCGGCGCCGGCGAUCAUCAAACGCCUCGCAGUCUCCACCUCCGUAAGGAGGUACAGCGGAAGUCACGAAAAGGAAGACAGCCACGGGAUGAUCGAUCAGGAGAGGGCGCCGUCAACGGCCGAUGAGUUCAGAAGGGUUGCGGAAGAGAAGGCCGCCGCCGGGCAGACGGCGGCGGAAGACUCUGCGCAGGAAUCUACGGCGGACGACGGUGAUUUUGGAUCUGUGAAGGAAGAUUACAAGCAAACUCAGGGCAAAGCCGCCGGCGAGUUCAGUACAGCUGCACCAAACCCUAAUCGGCCAUAGGAAGGACCAGUGAUCGAAUUAAUACUGCUGUUGCUGUUGUUGUUGUUGUUGUUGUUGUUUUGCUUUGAGUUGCUUUCAUCCAUUGCAUUCCAUCCUCAUGUGAAGAUUAAAUAAAAGGCCAGAUGAUCAAUUAAUUAUUUAA
This is a messenger RNA of Andrographis paniculata, 568 nucleotides long. RefSeq lists its product as uncharacterized. Lineage: Eukaryota; Viridiplantae; Streptophyta; Magnoliopsida; Lamiales; Acanthaceae. The transcript has 2 exons. The coding region runs from base 67 to 426 and encodes 119 amino acids. The record is from RefSeq and is a predicted model, not a curated record.